UGAACAAAAAUGUGCAAUUAAUAAUUUUUGUUUGUUUUCUCCAAUUAAAGUAAUGAUAAACUAAAGUUAUUAAUGAAUUAGAGAGUUUUGGGUAAAAGAAAUUGGGGGCUAUAAAAAGGUGUUUAAACUUAAAAGAAUGGAGAAAAUUGUGGAGUGGGAAUCUGUUAGUCGGGAAGAGAGUUAGAAGAGUAGAAAAGUAAAAAAAAAAAAAAAAAGUCCGGUAGAAAGAAAGAAAAGAGGGAGGGAGGCUCUCUUCUAAUCUUUUCUUUCCUUUGUAAUCUCUCUCUCUUUUAAAAAAGACGCAGCAGGCAGCCAACAAACAAACAAACGAGGUCAAGCUAAAUAUUCCUCCACCUCCACCUCCACCUCCACCUCCACCUCCAAUCUUCACCUCUCUCUCCCUCUCUACAAUUUUCUUAGCAACGUUAACAUUUCACCACCUUUAAAUUCACUUCCAUAGGUACUGGGUUCUUGUAAUUAAAGAAAACAAGAAAAAGAAAAUGCCAGCCCAGAAACGUUCCCACGACUCUACCCACCAAAACGGCCACGAUCUUCCCCAGCAAGAAGACCACCCCGGAAACCACCAUGAGCAGCAGCUGCCGCUGGUUGGUGAUGGUCGUGCUGCUGCUGAUGAAUCUGAACAAAGCCCAUCUCUUAGUAACGAAGGAGAAGAAGAAGAAGAAGAAGAAGAAGAAGAAGAUGACGAUGAUGAUGAUGAUGCUGAUGAUGAUGAUGAGAAACAAGAAUAUGUAGUAGUAAAGUUGUCUGAAAUACGUAAGGAAGUACAAUGUCCAAUCUGUCUAGGGAUAAUUCGGAAAACAAGGACAGUGAUGGAAUGUCUGCACCGCUUUUGCAGGGAAUGCAUAGACAAAUCUAUGCGCCUCGGGAACAAUGAGUGUCCUGCUUGCCGCACCCACUGUGCCAGUCGUCGUUCUCUGAGAGAUGAUCCAAAUUAUGAUGCAUUAAUUGCUGCCUUGUAUCCAGAUAUUGACAAGUAUGAGGAAGAGGAAUUGGCUUUUCAUGAGGAGGAGAAGGCUCGCAAUAAGCAGAUCCAAGCUUCCAUUACCCAAACCAUUCGCCGUCAAGCUGAAGCUCUUGGUAGGAAAAGGACAACAGCUAAAGCCACGGUAGCUCCAUUUGCAAGGAGAACGCAGGGUCGUUACAGAGAUGCCCACUCAAGGGGGAGGAGAAAUUAUCGAACAGCUGAUCUUCAAGGGUCUGAUGAAAUUGAGGAUGUAAAUGGUGAUGGAGGCAAAGAUUCAUCAUCUGCUGAGGAACAUAGUGCAGAAGUAAAACCAAAAAGAAUUAAGAGAUGGGGAGGUGCUCGGUCAGGAGCUGCUAAUGCAGAUGGAGGUGGUGAUGAAAAUGAUUCAGAAGUGAAUAGAGAAUCGAUGGGAUCUUCUGCUGGACUUGUUGGUCCCUCAGAAAGGCUUGCCUGGGGAAGAGGUGGUAUCCGCAGUCACACACGAUAUGGCAGUGCAAAUGCUGGAAACGGAAAGAAUGCUCGGAACAGCCGUAUCUUUAAGUUGGCAGAUUAUCUCCGAAACUUGGAGGAGAAUAAUAAUGAGUUGGAUAUCUGCCUCAUGCUUGUUUCUUUUGAUGAAGAAAAAAUACCCAGUUUGCAGCGGCCAUACCUCUGCUGCAGACCAACUUUGUCAGUCAAACACCUACGUCAGUAUGUUGCUCUCCAAACUGCUCUGCAAACAGAAGAAAUUGAAAUAUACUUGGUGAAAGAGUUGAAUUCCAAAUUUAAUUCGUUGCCCUCCACAAGUAUAUCAAUUUCUAAGCCUGGUAUAAUUGAUCCUCGCAAAGACAAGUUGCAAGUUCUGGAAGAACAAGAAACUGUGGGAGGACUGAAAACGAAUAAUUUCACUCAAGGGCAUGUGCUUCUAGCAUAUCAGAAAAGGCUUUGGAACUCAAAAUGGUAACAAGAUUACCCGCCACCUUACCGUGAAGAUACCAAAUUAUGUCUUCUUUUUUUCUUUUCUUUUUAUUUUCUUCUACAGAGAAGUAUAGAUUUAUCAAUAUACACUUGUAACAGGACUGGACGACCUCAAUCAAAUUUUUAAUUUUUUUUUUUUCAUUUCAA
Molecule: messenger RNA, 2089 nt
Organism: Ricinus communis (castor bean)
Lineage: Eukaryota; Viridiplantae; Streptophyta; Magnoliopsida; Malpighiales; Euphorbiaceae
Product: putative E3 ubiquitin-protein ligase RING1a
Exons: 10
Coding region: 501-1928 (475 amino acids)
Source: RefSeq, a predicted model, not a curated record